AUGGCUGUGAGUUGGGUACCGCCGUCAGUGGCAGAUGGGCAGAAGCAUCCGGGAAUCUUUCUCAGGGGCUGGCCAAAUCGGCCCUCCGGACAUGUGUCAGAGGUUUCACAGAUCUUUCGACGUCGUAAGCCGUGUCAAGCCCCUCUGCCAGUCGGGGCCAUGAUUGGCUGCAUCACUGUGGUCGCACGGCUGGUGCACUCGCCCGCAUCUGGCAGGUGGGUAGCAUGCCGUGCCUGUGGUUCAUCGCAGUCUGCCGGAGAGGUGACGCGUCUCUUUGUGGACGCAGAUACCCACAAGAUAGACGACAUUGACAGUGCGAUCAGCAAGCUGGAGAAAAUGGGCAGGACUGUGCGCACACUUGUUUUCGCGCCACCGGGCCGGGAAACGAAAAAAGAUUGGCAGCGCUUCCUGAGAAGGCCGGGGAUCGAUUUCCGCCCAGUCCAACGCGCAGCAAGCCGAACCGGCGAAGCUAAUGACGCUGCCAUCACCCAGGCGCUUCGGAGUUGUGCCGACCGAAGCAUUGCACUCUUGACCUCUGAUUUUGACUUUCACAGCGUCUGUGAGGCGGUGGCUGAGCGUGGCAAGCAAGUCCUAGUGCUGACCCCAUCCAAUAACCGCAAGAUUAUAAGGCGGUAUCAGGACGCCGGAAUUCCUGUGCAAGGGAUUUUGCCCCGUGCCGGGUCCCUCAGAGCUCCAAAGGUACGAGCUAUCCUGCACCAGGAUGGCAGUGGAAGCGUAAAGCUGGAUGACCCGUUCUAUCCUUCCGAUAACUCAGAGUUGCUCCAGGACACUGAAAGCUUCCUACGUGACUUGGGCUACGUUGCUCGAGACGGAGAGUACCUCGUCCAUUCUACUGCGAAGUUUUGGCUUGCCAACGACCUGGGACCACUGACAGUGUUCCCUUCUCAAGUUACUUUCGAAGAGUUCGGGCAACGUGUACUAGGCCAAGGCAAGAAGUGGCGGAAGCAGAGCGUGAAUGACAAGGCUUUCCUGCUUCCCAAAACUUCAGCAAACAGAAUCAAAUUGCAAGCUGCAAAGUUCGGCACCGAGCUUGCUAGGCGACUCUAUUUUGGUGGAGGUCCUUUCAUGUUGAAAGACUCGGAAGGUAUGGUUCGCCAAGCUCUAACACAAUUGGGAUACCUGGACGAGGAGAUGAAUGCAGAUGUGCUCGAAGCCAUGCUGGUCUUCGUCAACAUUGCGGACAAUCGGAACUCACUGCGCAAGAAGGCCGGCGUGCUGCCCAACCCCGGCGACUCCCCUGCAGAAGUGGAGGAGAAGCUUCGACAUGCGUUUCUGUCGCAUCUCACAGACGGGCAAUGGCGGGUGGCAUCCAACGAUCUUGACGUGCGGUGGCUUCUCCGCGACGAAGGCUUAUUGGCUUCUGUUGACGCGACACGCCAGGACGUGUUUCAGGCGAUGGCCGAGUUUGCAAAGCAGCGUAGCCUUCCCGAGAUGAAGACCUAUGGUGGCUAUGUUUUUCGCAUUCGCUCUGCCGCGAGGCCAAACUCAAACAAGGUAGCAACUAUCGAGUUUGCUGCUUAG
Messenger RNA from Symbiodinium necroappetens, 1542 nucleotides. The record is from the annotation of a GenBank genome assembly. Lineage: Eukaryota; Dinophyceae; Suessiales; Symbiodiniaceae.